AUGUUCGAUACAUCCACAAAAAAACCCUGUUCAGUUUCGAAAUCCUCACCUGGAGUGCGGCACAGGGUACGUGAUCGGGCCCAUAGUCAAGGGAGCGCCUGGGACAACUGGCCCAUACCCAAUGGGCUGGGGGAGGUUGACGGGCGUGCCAACUGCAGAGACCCCAAUGGGCUGCCCAAUAGCUGGGGCUGGGGCUGGAGGCUUGUUGGGCUUGGUGCCACUGGGCUGGCCCGUAAUUGGGCCCCCCUGGCCCACCGACACCUCACCACUGCUCACAUUGGUGAUGUCAUGGAUGCUCGACCGCCUGCGAUCCUUGUUCAUAGAGUUGAGACGAAUGAAGUAUUUCUGGGCAUGACUCGCCACUUGGGUUGGGGUUCGUGUCACCACAAAGUUGCGCGAAAUGCUCCGCCAAUCGCCUUUCCCUCCGUACCAAGAACCCGAGACGAUGCUCGAAACCCUCAUACGCGACACUUACGCACUUUCCACCAACGCCAUCACUACCUUCGACCUCAAAUUUCAGCUCCUCACCACCAUCACCAACGCACCUCCAUCGGAGAGUCGGCUUCACCGUUCACUCUGACCGACGAGCUCCUCUAUGCACUCAACAUGGCCACCGACACUAACGUCUAUGUCAGCACCCUGAAAUACCACGUCAUCCCAAACCGACGCCACACAUUUUUCUACCUCCAAAACCUGACUUCCUCCUUCCUCGAAACCCUACAGCCCAACUACUCUGCCCUGAUGCAGAAAACCCUCGACCCGCGGCGGUCGCGGUGGACAACGCCACAACUGUCGACAUCA
Molecule: messenger RNA, 801 nt
Organism: Striga asiatica
Lineage: Eukaryota; Viridiplantae; Streptophyta; Magnoliopsida; Lamiales; Orobanchaceae
Source: the annotation of a GenBank genome assembly